GGCGAUCGAAGUAUCGCCGAUCGUUGAAGGUUGAAGGAUCCACGCGAUGUCUGAAACCAAAGCGAGGGGCGUGACGACACGAACCUGCAUAGAUGCGGUCGGAGGGCCGCGCUGCACCUCCGAUGCAUCGGCGAUGCGGCUCGAUGUGGGGCCCGAUUUUCUUCGUCCAGCUGUCGCCGAUGCAUCGCCGAUGCAUCGCCGGCGUUGCCGAUGUAUCGCCGAUGCAUCGUCGGUGCGGCGCGGUCGUCCGACCACAUCUCCUCGGACCCCAUUUGGGAGGCCUUUAGGUUCGUGGCCAGCGACGCCCGCGCCGUUGUCUCCGUCGGUGAUCAGCGCCGCCGCACCCGCACGCUGCCGGGGUGCUGUCCCCGCUGGGGUGAGGUCUUCAACUUCAACGUGCACGCCGUGGACACGGCCCUUCGGCUGGAGGUGUACCGCCAGCAUGUGGCGAACGCUGUGACGAACGGCCUGGUGGACGACUUGCUCGAAGAUAAGCUGGUCGGCCUCGUGGAGGUACCCUUCUUGGACCUCGACGAGUGGUCCGGAAGUGACAUCGGCCGCGUCUUGGAGAACCCCAAGGGGGCCGAGAUGGAUUCCGAGUCGUGCAUGCUGAUCGAGUUCCGCGCCACGCUGGACUGGUAUUGAGUCGAGUUGCAUGGAAUUCGGUCGAUGGCGUUCCACACGUGCUCGCUCCCUGGGACAAAGUAGUGCCUCCUGGCUCCUCCUGCCCCUGCUACCGCUGAAGAGUCUCUUUGAGCUGUGACGCGCCUGCGUCAAAACAUGGGCCGAUAGUAGCGUUCUAUAUUCGCCGUGGCACGGCCCAGGGCGUAAAGUGGAAACCCAUGCCAAGAAACACCCUGCUUGCCUCCAGGGUGCCUUUGGUUGAUGGUUUUGCUUUUUAACACGUGACGUUCCCAC
This is a messenger RNA of Prorocentrum cordatum, 918 nucleotides long. Lineage: Eukaryota; Dinophyceae; Prorocentrales; Prorocentraceae. The record is from the annotation of a GenBank genome assembly.